AUGAGCUCCAGAAAACGUGUGUGCAUCAUUGGAGCCGGGGCCAGCGGGUUGCCGAGUAUACGCCACGCCGUCCUGUACAAUUGUGAUGUCGUCUGCUUCGAGGCGUCGCACGCCAUCGGCGGGUUGUGGCGCUAUAAGCCCGAAGAUACGGAUGAGGGCACGGUGAUGAAGACGACCGUCAUCAACACGAGCAAGGAAAUGACGGCCUACUCGGAUUUCCCGCCCCAGCCCGAGGCGGCGAAUUUCAUGCACAACGCACAGUUGUUGAAGUAUUUUAACGACUACGCCGACGAGUUCAACCUCCGAAAAUACAUCAAAUUCCACCACAAGGUGCUGAACGUCGAGCGCGCUUCAGAUUAUGUGAAGACUGGGAAGUGGAAGGUCACCUACAAGGACAACGAGGGCCAACAGAAGGAAGAAAUCUUCGACGGUGUCCUCUGCUGUACCGGACAUCACACAACUCCAUGGUUGCCGGAGAAAUGGCCCGGCCAGGAUACAUUCCCCGGAAAAUGCGUUCACUCUCACUCCUACAAAGAUCACCGUGGCUAUGAGGACCAUACCGUAGUCGUCGUUGGGGUUGGAAAUUCUGGAGGUGACAUCGCCGUCGAGCUGUCCAGGAUCGCCAAGCAGGUCUACCUCGUCACUCGGCGUGGCACCUGGGUGUUCAACCGCAUCUUCGACUACGGCGAGCCGUUCGAUUUUGUGGUGGGAACGAGAGCAGCGAACUACCUCCGCGGUGUCGUCCCGACGAAAAUGUCCACCUGGUUUUUGGAGAGCAAGUUGCAGCACCGAUUCGAUCAUGAGAAGUACGGACUUCGGCCAGCACAUCACGUUUUCGGCGCCCACCCUACCGUAAAUGACGAGCUCCCCAAUCGGAUUGCGUGCGGGAUGGUGCGGAUCAAGCCGAAUAUUUCCGAGUUCAAGGGAAACACGCUUGUGUUCGAGGAUGGCAGUCGGGUGGAGAACGUGGACGACGUGGUCUUGGCCACCGGAUACCUCCUUUCCUUCCCAACCCUGGAGAAAGGCAAUCUCAUCCCUGUCGAAGACAACGAGGUCUCGCUCUACAAAUACAUGUACCCAAUGGACAUUGAGCACAACACGCUUGCGGUGAUCGGAUUAAUUCAGCCCCUCGGCUCGAUCAUGCCAAUCUCGGAGAUGCAAGCUCGCGUGUUUUUGUCGGUGCUGACAGGAGAAUCUAAACUGCCCAGCCGUGAGGGGAUGAAAAAGGACUCCGAGAUCAAGCGCCGGAUGAUGGCCGGAAGAUUUGUGAAGAGCAGGAGGCAUACUAUUCAGGUCGAUUUCACCCCCUAUAUGGACGAGCUGGCCGACCUGAUCGGCUGCCGCCUCGACAUGAAGCAGUUAUUCAUGAGCGAUUUCUCGCUGGGAAUGAGGGCCCUAUUCGGACCGAAUGUCGCGUACACCUAUCGCCUACAAGGUCCGCACAAAUGGGCUGGUGCUCGCGACGCGAUCAUGAGUGCUGCUGAUCGGGUUGCCAAGGCGACCAACAUGAAAUACAAGCACCCGACGACGAUGGAGACCUGGCGCAACUCGCUGAUCAUUAUCGUAAUCUUUGCCAUUUUCAUCUACCUUCUGCGUUACUGU
Mesorhabditis spiculigera is the source of this 1602-nucleotide messenger RNA. The record is from the annotation of a GenBank genome assembly. NCBI's taxonomy places the organism in Eukaryota, Metazoa, Nematoda, Chromadorea, Rhabditida, Rhabditidae.